Molecule: messenger RNA, 1398 nt
Organism: Exophiala mesophila
Lineage: Eukaryota; Fungi; Ascomycota; Eurotiomycetes; Chaetothyriales; Herpotrichiellaceae
Exons: 1
Coding region: 1-1398 (465 amino acids)
Source: RefSeq, a predicted model, not a curated record
AUGGAUCCAGAUCUGGAGAUUGAGGAAAUAGGUCCUGAUGGAUACCUAGUGGCCAUCUACCAGGUCGAUGCGGAAACUGGUCAAAUGCGAUCAAUGAUGCCCCAAAAUCAGAUUCAAAGCAGGACCACAUUGUUCAUUCGACUUACCAGCCCUUUCCUACCUCUGGGCUUCCCGGACAGCGUAACGGCAGAUUACAUACCUUAUCAAAUAUACGACUCCUUGCAAGCAUUUGCCUCGACAAUUGCAGGAUUGCUGGCAUCACGGGCCGUCUUCGUUGGCAUGGGGGUAGGGUCGGAAGGUGCAUCUCUAGUCACCACGAUGCUACUGUACAUUGCCCAGGAGACCAUGGGCCGCGUGGCCACCAUUUUGUUUGCCGAUCGGUUCUCUCAACGAAUCGAGGCCGACGUCAAGUUCUAUCGGUUCUUUGCUGACAUUGUCAACGACACCGCGCUCCUUCUCGAUUGCAUCAGUCCCAGCAUGCCGACUGCUGCACGAGCCAUGACGCUAGGUGUCAGCAACGCGUGUCGAGCCUUGUGUGGGGUGGCAGGCGGGAGUAGUAAGGCUAUACUCAGCACCCAUUUUGCCAAGUCUGGAAAUAUCGGCGAGCUCAACGCCAAAGAUGGAAGCCAGGAGACAGUCAUCAGCCUGUUAGGCAUGUGGUUCGGAGGCAUCGUGGUCAGCAACGUGCAUGGAACUUUCGAAACGUGGUGCUGUCUGUUAACCCUCCUUGGCUCGCACCUCUGGUGCAAUUGGCAAGCCGUAAACAGCGUUCGACUGAUGACACUAAACCUUGAAAGAGCAUCGAUCCUGUUUGAAGGCAUCGGGCGAGAUCAAAUUCGGGACCCGGUCGAGGUUGGGGCGAGUGAAGGUGUCAUGACGAGGUACAAGAGUCUGAACAGCAACUAUGCCGGCGGUCUUCGGCGCCUUACCAUUGGCGCGACCUUUGGAGAAUUAGUUUCUUGCGUGCUGCGGACAGAUGACAGGCACAAGGGACUUGAAAAUGUUCAGUAUCUGCUGCACCUGUUCCGCCAAGAAGAAUACAUAUUGUGGAUUGAUCCAACCACGGCUAAGGCUGUGAUGUUGCUUCGAGAAGGCAUUUCAGGACAAAGCCAAGCUAAGGCAUGUUUUCACUUCUUCCGACUGAUGCAGCGAUCACCCGCGCCCUGGACGCGUGAAAUCUUACACGGCAGCAACCAGGACAGCACGGGCUUGAGCCACGAGCCCGUAGACCCGCUGGUGCAGGCCGAGAGAACACUGGAUCAAGUCAAUACGCAGUGGGAUUCUCUGAGUCAGCGGCUCAAACAAGCGGGGUGGGAUUUGGACAAGACAAUGCUUGAGACCCGAAGAGGCUUUCGAUUCAGGAGACUGCCGCAUAGUAGGGGCAAAAAAGAUAGAUAG